Messenger RNA from Colletotrichum higginsianum IMI 349063, 1632 nucleotides. RefSeq names its product Cation efflux family protein. Gene Ontology annotation, cellular component: membrane. Gene Ontology annotation, biological process: monoatomic cation transport; transmembrane transport. Lineage: Eukaryota; Fungi; Ascomycota; Sordariomycetes; Glomerellales; Glomerellaceae. Bases 1 to 1632 code for a protein of 543 amino acids. Gene Ontology annotation, molecular function: monoatomic cation transmembrane transporter activity. The record is from RefSeq and is a predicted model, not a curated record. The transcript has 2 exons.
AUGUCUCCCCCGUCCAAGCGUCCUACGGGAAUGCUCCGCCGCCUUUCCGCUGUGAGCUGUGUGACGUCUGCACGAUCAGCCGCAGCGGCAGCGGCAGCGGCACCUGGACAAUCCGGUACGGGAACGCACACCCUCCUCCGUUGCCUCCAUUUUGCAUCCUCCCCCUUUAGGCCACCUCAACCACCACCACACCUGCGCCGCGUCUCCCUCCGUGUCCAUCAGACAUCCAGCCCGGCCGCGUCUCCCUGUGGCCCCUACUUAACCCCCCGUGCCGCCCGCCACUCUCUCCGCCUGCGCUCUACCACUUCUUCCUCACUCCCCCAUCUCACACACACCUUGACGGCCGCGAAGAACACGUCCCCCUCAAUACCAGCCGCCGUCAUCAUGUCCUCCACCACCACUGCCACAACGACGGCCAACUCGGUCCAGUCUCGCCGGAGUCAUGGCGGCCACUCGCACCACCACCACCACCACCAUGGCCACGACAACGUCUACCUCACCUCGGCCAACAAGAACGAUGCCGGCGUGCGCAUCACCCGCAUCGGCCUCUACUCCAACCUGGGCAUGGCCUUCGCCAAGGGCGCUGGCGGUUACGCUUUCGGCUCCCAGGCCAUGAUUGCCGAUGCCUGGCACAGUCUGACCGACCUGGCCUCGGACAUCCUGACGCUGGCCACAGUUUCCUGGAGCCUGAAGCCCCCGACCGAAGCCUUUCCCACUGGCUUCGGCAAGAUCGAGAGUCUGGGUUCGCUGGGCGUCUCCAGCAUGCUCCUCGGCGGCGGCCUGUUCAUGUGCUGGAGCAGCUUGAUCACCCUUCACGCCCACCUCUUCCUUGAUCCCGCUGCGGCUGCAGAGGCCAUUGCACACGCCCACCACGGUCACAGCCAUGGCCACGGCCAUGUUGGUCCCAGUUUGCAUGCUGCCUGGUUGGCACUGGGUACCGUCGCAGUCAAAGAAUGGCUGUACCAAGCUAGCCCGAGUAGACAGACGCAAAGGGUCAAGGCAAAGCUGACAAAGGAAACAACAGCCAUGAAAGUCGCCCGCGAACGAAAAUCCUCCGUCCUUGCCUCCAACGCCGUCCACCACCGUGUCGACAGCUGGACCGGUAUCGUCACAUUGCUCGCCAUCCUGGGCGCAAACUUUUUCAAGGAUGCAACUUGGUUGGACCCUGUCGGCGGCCUCUUGAUUUCCCUUCUCGUCAUCAAGGCCGGGGCUGAAAACACCCUCUCGGCCGUUUAUGAACUGGCCGACCGUGCUAUUGACGACGAGGUCAAGGAUGAUGUCCGCAAGUACGCCCUGAGAAGCCUCUCGGAUGUCACCGAGGGUCAUGAAGUCGAUGUACGCAAUAUUUCGGGCGUCAAGUCGGGCCAGAACUACCUGGUUGAUAUUGAUCUGGCCGUGCCCGGAGUUUGGUCGGUUGAGGCCGUCCGCGACGUGGAAGACCAGGUCCGCACUCUGGUGGGCGCCAAGGUCCGGGGUGUUCGGAGGAUCAAGGUGCGCUUCGUUCCGAAGGAAGCCGAGAUGGCGCCUGCGUUUGACGAGUUCAUUCCGGGAGAAGCCAACCGGGAGGCCAGCGAGGAGGCCGAAGACCACAGCCACACCAAUGGCAACGGCAACGGCCACAAGCACAAAUAA